GACCGUUUUCCUUUUGCAGCUUCUCGUUCCUUUUCUCAUUUUAUUCCUUCGUUGUCUGUUACAGAUUCCGAAAGAGAGAGAGAUUCUCUAUCGUGAAUUUUCGUGUGUGAGAAAUCUUCCAUUAAUGCUCUCAUUGCAUUCCAACAAACACUUCUCGCACUCUAAAAUUUCAGUAAUUCCUCUUCUUCGUUCGUAAUUUCUCCCAUCCUUUCAUAUCUUCAGACAAUUCCAAGCUUUUAUGUCUUCAAUUUGAUCUUAAACGUAUCAGUCGAAUCUCAUCUGAAUUGGUUAUUCCUUUAACUUUUUGAUCGACUCCUACAAUUUUAUUACGGAAUGUGAGAUUGUGGGAUCGAGUCGGUUCUUUCAAGAACUUUUCUUUUUGAUACUUCUAUGCUUAUUAUCUGUUUGGAAUCUGUUCGUCUGCCUAUGGUAUCACUUUGUGUUCAUUGUGUGAGAGAGAAAUAGGGUUAUCUAUUAAAAAGCUUCAUUUUGCGAAGAACUCAAUUCUCUGAGCACGAAAGAAAGAAACCAACUCCAGUUUCUCAAAUUCUUGAAUUAGUGCUACUGUGUGAGAGAGAAAGAAAGAGAUUUUGAGAAAAUGGGGAAAGAAAACACUCGAUUCUCAGCAACGAUGCGACAAACAGAAGACAAGGAUAGUGAUGGAAUUUCUCAUAAACCCUCAAAGAAGCUUAAAAAGUUGACUUCUGUGAAUAAAAUCGAUGAAUCUAUUAAUAGCAAAAGAGUAAAGCUUCCGAAAAAGUUUUUCGAUGAAUGUUAUACGGUUAAUCACGCACCUAUUCCAAGAAAAUUGCGAUCAGCAAUCAAGCAACGUCACUACGACUCUCUUUCUCCUUCUUUUCCAAAUCCAAAAGACGGAAUUCUUAGACUCGAAUUGCCAUUAGAAAGUCAUAAUAAGAAGCUCAAAGUUAAUAAGGAUGAAAGACAACACUCAAUAAUUUCAGGGUCGAUUUCAGAACAAAUAACGAAAGAUGAAGAAGAAGCAAUUGCGGGUUUGCUUUUAUUGGCUGGAAAUAAUAAAAGAUUUGAAUUUAAUUUAAAAAAAGAAACUUCAAACUCUGAAGAAGAUUUGGUUGAAAAUGAUCUGGUGAUUGAAGAAUUCAAUAAAUCAACAAACACAGUUGAUGUUAAAAAGGAUUGUAAAGAUUUCAGGGAUGGAAAUGUGUCACGAAUGAUAUGCUCUCGUCAUGUUUAUAUAUGCCGAAUUAUCCAGAAACUGAAAGUUACAGAGGGUAAAACGGUAAAUUCACACGAAGAAUCGAAAUCCGAAACAAUCAAAGAAAGUUGCAUGAAAGCGGCAACUAAUCAGACAAGUUUUCUUGCUGCUAAAUCCAAUCAGGUAUCGGUGCCUCCGUAUUUUGGUAGCCCGCUUUACGACCCUUCACAAUGGCCGAGACCACCGAAACACCAAAUGUUGAACAAUCCGUUUAUGGCCGGAUCUUGCUAUCAAAAUUGGCAAAUAAGUGGACAUGAUAAUAAUGCAUUGGUAAGUGUAAUAGGAUCCAAGGAAAAUGGAGGUUUAUUUCUUGUUGAUAGCUCUCCGAUACUAAACUUAAGAUUCAAGGAACAUGGAAGUGAUAGGAAUUGGUUAAAUGACUUAUAGAUCAAUGAUAUAGAGUGUUGAAGGGGGUGUACAAAUGUAUAUAAAGGUUUUUGAUUCAAGUUCAAUAUUGUUAUAGAGCCAUGAGAUUUAUGUUCGAAAUGCAUGGACAAAUUUUUAAUGGAA
Molecule: messenger RNA, 1744 nt
Organism: Lactuca sativa (garden lettuce)
Lineage: Eukaryota; Viridiplantae; Streptophyta; Magnoliopsida; Asterales; Asteraceae
Source: RefSeq, a predicted model, not a curated record